AUGGGCCAAUACAUAACAACACAUGAAUUUUAUCAUGUAUAUACUGAUGAACCACAUGCAACGCGUCGAAAAGAAAUUCUUAAAAAAUAUCCUGAAAUCAAACAAUUAAUGGGUCAUGACUGGCUUAUGUCAGUACAAGUGAUUAUAUCCGUAAUAACUCAAAUCAUUGUUGCAAUACUUUUAAGAGAAGCUUCAUGGCUCAAAUUAAUUUGUUUCGCGUAUGUUAUUGGUGGUACUAUAAAUCAUACAUUGUCGUUGGCAUUACAUGAAUUGACACAUAAUUUAGCAUUUGGUCAUUCACGACCUAUGUCUAAUCGUAUAUUAGGUUUUUUUGCUAAUUUACCAUUAGGUGUACCCGCAUCAAUAACAUUGAAAAAGUAUCAUCUUGAUCAUCAUCGAUUUCAAGGUGAUACUAUUUAUGAUACAGAUAUUCCAACGCGAUUGGAAGUAUUUUUAUUUUCCUCUCGUAUUGGUAAAUUAAUAUUUUUGAUAAUAAUGCCACUUCUCUAUUCAUGUCGACCAUUAUUUAUCCUUCCAAAAGCCAUACAUUUAUUGGAAAUAGUUAAUUUAAUUAUUGCAUUUAUGUUUAAUAGUUUAAUGUUUUAUUUUUUUGGUGGAAAAACUUUAUCGUAUUUUCUAUUAAGUACUGCACUCGGUCUAUCAUUACAUCCAAUUUCUGGGCAUUUUAUUGCUGAACAUUAUGUUUUUCAACAAGGCUAUGAAACAUAUUCUUAUUAUGGACCACUUAAUGCUAUAACGUAUAAUGUUGGCUACCACAAUGAACAUCAUGAUUUUCCAUAUAUACCUGGUAGAAAUUUACCAAAAGUACGCAAAAUUGCUGCAGAAUAUUAUGAUUAUUUACCAUCUUAUACAAGUUGGAUCAAAGUACUUUAUGAUUUCGUUACGAACGAUAAUGUGGGCCCUUGGGCACGUGUGACUCGACCAACAAAAAUCGGACAUAUUCAAGUACCAAGUCAACAAGAAUAUGAACAACAAUUGCAAACUACUGUCAAUGAGCCUAAGAAACAAGACUAA
Messenger RNA from Rotaria socialis, 1035 nucleotides. The record is from the annotation of a GenBank genome assembly. NCBI's taxonomy places the organism in Eukaryota, Metazoa, Rotifera, Eurotatoria, Philodinida, Philodinidae.